AUGCUUGCUGCCGAAAAAGACAAGACCAUGUACUUCACCGUUGACAACACCGUUGACACCACUGGUACGAUUGCUGGUACGAGCACCGCACCUCGCAACCCCAAAAGUACCGGUGAUGGCGACGUUGUUGACCUGGACAACCACAGCGUUCAAGACACAUACGACAAGCUAGCCUCCAUACGAGACAUAUGUCAACGAGCAAUUGUCACGAGUACAAACAACGCGUGCAACCCAGAGUUCGUUGAAACGGUGCUGCAGUUGCUUACCCCGACGAUGAAGUUUUUGGACAAGGCUGGCGAAGUUGACAACUUGCGAAAACGCCAGCGGACCAACGCGCCAAUCCCCCACCAAGUGGAGGCGCUGGAGCUACUGCUUCGUCAUGGCGCCAAUGUGAAUGUGGGCGAUUCGUCGGGGAACACGGUGCUCCACAAGGCGGCGUACUUGGGAUAUGGGGACUGCGUGAGUCUGCUGCUCCAGUAUGGCGCCGGGGCUAACAAUCCGAACAACAUGCAGCAGACGCCGCUCAAGUUGGCCUCGCUCUUUGACAAGCCAGACAUGGUGGCGCUGUUGUCCAGUGUUGUGUCGUAA
Messenger RNA from Aphanomyces astaci, 588 nucleotides. RefSeq lists its product as hypothetical. Lineage: Eukaryota; Oomycota; Saprolegniomycetes; Saprolegniales; Verrucalvaceae. Gene Ontology annotation, molecular function: protein binding. The transcript is spliced from 3 exons. Bases 1 to 588 code for a protein of 195 amino acids. The record is from RefSeq and is a predicted model, not a curated record.